GAAAGCAACAAGCCGCAAUUGUACUAUGCACUGGUGCCGAAUAUUCGUUCAGGACAAACCAAUAUGCUCGUUUUCGUGUUAAUAUUUUUUAGCACCUUUUUUUACAAACAUACAGCAAUUUCAAACUGCUUGAGCACGUCUGGAUUCUGUGUCAAUCUGACCAACUGCUGCUAACAACGUCUAAUGACAAAAGAAAAAAAAAAAUCACCAGCAAACCUCCUUUCAGGCACUGAAAUAGCAGCGAUAACACAACAUUAUCGGCCCCGCGCACAUCCUGCCUCUCCAAGUCUCGCACCGCCUUGGGGAGUGGGGGAGGGGGCGCUAUUAUAGGAGCAGGUGGUCGCCCUUAUAUGGGCACAGCCCCGGUCACGUGAGCAGAGAAUGGCGGAAGCCGCUGGCCGCCUGCGAACCCAGCAUCUCCCGAGGAAGACGAGGAGGUUGGAGGAAGAGGAGGGGGUGGAGGCUGGGAGCAGGAAGUAGGAGACGGGAGCUUCUUCUUCCCGGUAGCGGUCCUCCUUGGGAUGGACCUGGCGUCGCACAGCAAGAUGAACUCUGAGGACAGUGACGGUAGACCUGCGCCGCCCACCUCCCUGCCCCUCCAAGGAGGCGGCAACCAGCGAAAGAAACUGUCGGCUCCCCGCAUCAGCCUUUCUCUGGACCAGAGCGAGGACGACUUGGGCGAGACACCAGAUGACCUUGAUAUCAACGUCGAUGACCUCGACACUCCAGAUGAAGGGGAUUACCUGGACUACACGGACCACGAGAUGGACUUGGACGAUCCCAAAGUGGCAUACCGAGGUCGGGCAACCGAGUCAUACGAAGCCAUCCCGACGUACGGCGCCGAGGACGAGCGUCAGGACGUCAAGCUGUGGCGAACGGUGGUCAUCGGCGAGCAAGAGCAUCGCAUCGACAUGAAAGUCAUCGAGCCCUACAUGCGAGUCAUCUCUCACGGAGGGUAUUACAGCAACGGCGUGAACGCCAUCAUCGUGUUUGCUGCUUGUUUCCUGCCAGACAGUGACAAAGAUGACUAUCAUGACAUUAUGGAGAACCUAUUCCUCUAUGUGAUCAGCACUUUAGAGCUAAUGGUGGCAGAGGACUACAUGAUUGUGUACCUGAACGGAGCCACACCUCACAGAAGAAUGCCAGGCCUGGGUUGGCUCAAGAAGUGCUACCAGAUGAUUGACAGAAGACUCAGGAAGAACUUGAAAUCCUUCAUCAUCCUGCAUCCAUCAUGGUUCAUCAGGACCAUCCUGGCCAUCACCAAGCCGUUCAUCAGCACUAAGUUCAGCAGCAAGAUCAAGUACGUGAGCAGCCUGGAUGAGCUGCAAGAGCUUAUCCCCAUAGAGAGUGUCCACAUCCCAGAGUGCAUCAUUAGACUGGACCAAGAGCUCAAAGUAGCAGCAGAGAAUUCCAAAGUGAAUAGUUUUCUGCUGGGAAGCGAGCCAACACGCAGAUCAAACGAGGCGGGUGCCAGCGCUCCUUAACUCGGAGGUCAACAUGCUUGUGUGUGUACGUGUGAUUGUGUUUUGUUGUGUGUGAGUGUGUAGUUUCUGAUGACAAGACAACUUUGAUGAAUCCGACUGGUACACGCACACAGCAGGCGGUCGCCGGUGAGUGAUGUCAUACAGUUGUGCGCGGACAGGAAGUGAAGCAAUAAUGAUGUCCCGUGCUCACGCAUAUCAGUAUUUCAGAGUAAGACGUGUGUUUUCAAAGUAAAAGCAUCUGGCGUCAUCCACCAAAUAUCACAAUUGAUUUGAUUGCGUAAUACACAUGUUAGAGUAUACACAUGCUGGACACUUCAUUAGGUACACAUGAACAGCCUUACAAUGACUUCACAUUAAAAAUCCGAAUGUUUUCUUUUUUUUUAUGGUUUUCAGUACGUGUUGUUAUUAUUAAUAUAUUAUAAAAUCAUAUAUCACACAUUCUAAAAAAAUAAUGUUUCUGAUGCUUUAAGACAUUGAAUACUUAUUUUUUUAUUUAAAAAAAAAAAAGUCUGAACUGUCUCUAGUGUUACUGUUGUCUUAUUUAGUUACAGGAAAAAGUUCAAGAUAUUAAAAACAAUCGUCAAUCAUAAGCAAAAUACAUACGUAGUAAAUAAAUCUCAGUGAAGAGUUCCUCCGGUUAUAGUAGAUGAUUUAGCUUCACAAAGGACUAAUAAAUCAACAACCCGCAUGUCCUAAUAAUGAGUAUUAACAAAAAAACCUCAAACAAUCGUCUUUAUGAUGAAUAAGCACAAUGUCUCAUCAAUGUGCGUGCGUGAUUGUGUGUGCCUUUUGUGCAUAGCAGUGCAUGUAGCCUCCUCGUCACGCAAACACUUGUAGUUCAAUAAACCAGACUUGUGUCUGA
Molecule: messenger RNA, 2346 nt
Organism: Syngnathus acus (greater pipefish)
Lineage: Eukaryota; Metazoa; Chordata; Actinopteri; Syngnathiformes; Syngnathidae
Gene: prune2
Product: prune homolog 2 with BCH domain
Exons: 11
Coding region: 522-1484 (320 amino acids)
Biological process (GO): apoptotic process
Cellular component (GO): cytoplasm
Source: RefSeq, a predicted model, not a curated record